This is a messenger RNA of Fonsecaea multimorphosa CBS 102226, 948 nucleotides long. RefSeq lists its product as uncharacterized. The coding region runs from base 1 to 948 and encodes 315 amino acids. The transcript has a single exon. Lineage: Eukaryota; Fungi; Ascomycota; Eurotiomycetes; Chaetothyriales; Herpotrichiellaceae. The record is from RefSeq and is a predicted model, not a curated record.
AUGGCCCAUCUUACGCACCCGUGGGUGGCCAUACGCCGGCCGCGGAACCUUAGGCGACAACGAUGGAUUGGCGGGGUCGGCUUUGUAGGAGGCAUACGGCAACAGUGCAGUUGCGGGAAGCCACAUUCUCGAAAUUUUGAUCUGUGUCUUUUGUUCCCUCGACACAGAUUUGGCUCCAGCCGGUUUAAUACCGUGUUCCUGCUGUUGUUCCGCCUGUUUUAUCACGCAGGAACCUUCGAAGUCUCCCACACCGGUUAUGCCAAACGGCUCUACCUUCCGCUCCUGCAGGAGGCUGCGUCGAAGCCUUUCGAGGAAGUGACCAACGAGAAGCCACUUAUCGACCCGGGAAACCAAGGGCUUCCAAUCGUCUUCAAGAACUUCAAACGCUUCUCGACGAAGGGAUGGUUGGAGACGUUGCUUCAAGAUCCUGCCGAGUUCAAGAAUCUCAAGGUCAAUUCGAUCACGUGGAUUAAGGCUCUCGCCUCCCCGUUCUCUCACGAAUUCAUUCAGUUCAUUGUCGAGGACUCUGUGACCGGUCAACGGACGCGGAUUGCCGCUGGCCGGGAAGAAACCGGAGACUGGGUCCUCGUGGGCUGGAAUUGGGCUUCAGGGGACACGCCCUCCGACCAUUAUAACCUCCCGCUACCACUCCUGACAGUCAGUUUUGACGACCCCGACAAGCGACCGGACUUGCGAGCGCUGGCUUACGUGCUAUCCGCGACUACCGAAAAGCAUCCUGCAUAUAAAUUCCGCAGAGAAAUGUGCUGGUGGUACGCCGAGACUGUGUUGGAGGUGAUGCAUGAACAGUUUGGAGGCAAGGUCAAGGAAUGGGAGUGGUCGAGGUAUCGAUAUUCCUUCAUCGUCAAGACGAGCUUCAUCAGGCGUCGAGUUCUGACUCGGCAUGCCGAGUUGUUCAAGCGGCAGCUGGCCGAGGAGAUGAAUUACUAG